UUUUUUUUAUUACCAAAAUCUGGUAGUCUUAUCUUUUUGAAGCAUUUCAGGCAAACUAGUGUGGCUCAGUGGUGCCUGAAAAGUUCACUGAAUGCUGUGAAAACUCAGUAUGACUCAAAAAGCAAGAACUAGCUGGGAACUGUGUGCAGCCUGUGCAGGAGAGGGGGUGUUGAGCAAAACGCGACAUGUGGAGCAGUUGUGCAGAAAGAGCACGGCUUGCGGAGCAGCUACGCCCUCGCGGGAGGCAGAGGAGGGCUCGGGCCCGCGGCGGCGGCGCGUCCGGCCCCGUGCGCGGGGGCUUUGGCCGCCCGGCGCGGCGCGCUUCCUUCGCGUUAAGUGGGCCGGGGAGCGCUAGCUGCAGUCGCGUCGUGUCCGAGCCCAACAAACGAUUCCUCUGGCUUCCGAGCAUAGUUCAACUAAUGGGGCUUAUUUAGGGGAGUGUCUUGUAAAUGAUUCUUUUGUUUAAAGCAACAAUGUGACUGGGUUCUGCUCAUGACGGUCAUGUGUUGCACUGGCCAAGGCGCAGCCCAAAUACCCUUCCAGCAGAGAAGACUGGCGGCUGGGUCAGACUAAACCAGUCUUAAAGGCUUAAAGAAACCAGCCUGCAGCGGUUCCUUGCUCCUGUGCCAGUUGAAGGCCCGAGCACACGAGCGAAGCUGGUGUCGGGUGGCUUUUGCAAACCUAACCUGGUGUCAGGUAGCUCCGGGUAGCUCUGCCUCCAGCACCAAGGCGCGUGGUGCCGCCGGCUCCUCGCUGUUAGCGGGAAGCUCCGCCGCGGCGGCCCUCGGCGGGCUGUGUCCCAGCCAAGGCACCCCCAUCCCAGGCCUCUGCAAGGUGCAGCGAAGUGGAGGGAGCAGCGGAAAGCAAUAGGGUACCCGCCGUAGCGUGCGGGGCGGCCGAGAGCGCGUGGUGAGCGUGCCAGCUGGAUGCUCGUGCGCAAGCGGCUGCGGAGGAGAUGGCAAUCGCAGCCAGCUUGAGCGGAGGCGUGCUGUAAGCAGGACGUUUGCACUCCUCUGACGGUGUUCAAAGCUGUCCCUGUGCUGUGACUGAUAUGAGCUCCUAGAGGAAAUGUCUUAUGCUCAAAGAUGACUCUUUUUCUUCUUUUUUUUUUCAGUUGAAAACCUAAAUAGCAGAGCGGAAGACUAGAGAAAGAAGAGAUCUCUGAGCCCCUGAUAAGUCAUCGUUGGCUUUGCUCAAGAUGCCACCAGCCAUCGGAGGCCCUGUGGGAUACACCCCUCCUGAAGGAGGGUGGGGAUGGGCCGUGGUCAUCGGAGCCUUCAUCUCCAUUGGGUUUUCCUAUGCAUUCCCCAAAUCCAUCACUGUGUUCUUCAAGGAGAUUGAGGUCAUCUUCAAUGCGUCCAGCAGCAAAGUCUCGUGGAUCUCCUCCAUCAUGCUGGCUGUUAUGUAUGCAGGAGGUCCCAUCAGCAGCGUCCUGGUGAACAAAUACGGCAGUCGGCCUAUCAUGAUUGCUGGUGGCUGCCUCUCUGGGUGCGGUUUGAUUGCAGCCUCUUUCUGCAACACCGUGGAGGAGCUCUACUUCUGUGUUGGGGUGGUAGGGGGCCUUGGACUUGCAUUUAACUUGAACCCAGCCUUAACAAUGAUUGGCAAGUACUUCUUCAAGAAACGUCCCCUGGCAAACGGACUAGCUAUGGCAGGUAGCCCUGUGUUCCUGUCAACCUUGGCACCUGUGAAUCAGCUCUUCUUUGGCAUCUUUGGCUGGCGAGGGAGCUUCUUGAUCCUUGGUGGUCUGUUGCUGAACUGCUGCGUAGCUGGAUCCCUGAUGCGGCCAAUAGGCCCUAAGCCAGAUCAGCUGAAAAAAGAAGCUGCUAAAGAAGUGUUGCAGGAAGCUGGGAAAGCUAUAAAAAAGGAUGAUGGAGCUGGUGAUACUAACACAGACCUCAUUGGUGGAAAGACCAAGAAACAGAAGCGCACAGUUUUCCAGACAAUCAACAAGUUCUUAGAUUUAUCCCUGUUCACACACAGAGGUUUCCUGCUCUAUCUGUCAGGCAACGUGAUCAUGUUCUUUGGACUGUUCACUCCCUUGGUCUUCCUCAGCAAUUAUGCAAAGAGUAAGAAGAUCGCCAAUGAGUCUGCGGCCUUCUUGCUCUCCAUCUUGGCCUUUGUAGACAUGGUGGCCAGACCUUCCAUGGGCCUAGUGGCAAACACCAAGUGGAUCAGGCCCAGAGUCCAGUAUUUCUUUGCCAUCUCUGUGAUCUACAAUGGGGUGUGCCACCUCCUGGCCCCCAUGUCUACCACCUAUGCUGGGUUCUGCAUUUAUGCCGGCUUCUUUGGCUUUGCCUUUGGUUGGCUUAGCUCUGUCUUGUUUGAAACCCUGAUGGACCUUGUGGGAGCACAGAGGUUUUCCAGCGCUGUUGGCCUUGUGACCAUUGUGGAGUGCUGCCCAGUUCUUCUGGGACCCCCUCUCCUAGGUAAACUCAAUGACAUGUAUGGGGACUACAAGUACACGUACUGGGCCUGUGGGAUCAUCCUCAUUGUGUCUGGGAUCUACCUGUUCAUCGGCAUGGGCAUCAACUACCGCCUGGUGGCAAAGGAGCAGAAGGCGGAGGAGAAGCUGAGGAAGGAAGGGAAAGAGGAGGAGACCAACCUCGAUGAGGCCGAGAAACAGAAGGAGGUGAACAACGACGUGGCCACCCUGCCUCAGAAGAGCACUGAAGAUGGCGUAAAAGAGGAGGAAAGCCACAUGUGAAGGACUGGUUUUAAUCCCGGAGUGUCGGAGGAAGCACUGUUGCCCUGAAAUGGUGUCGGGGGAAGUGCUCCGCUGGUACUGAGCGGCGGUGAGAAGUAUCUAAACCAGGUGUUCAUUUUUAACCAUGCUCUGAAUUGUUUUUUCAUCUGUGUUCAGCAAAGGUAACAGCUUCAAGUGCAGUAUCCUCGCGUGCUGGGGGGGCAGGACUUUUUAUAUUCUGGCUUUUUAGCAGUAACAUGAAUGUACUAAUAUGUGCCUUAGGGUCUUCAUAUCUAGCUGAUUCUGGAAGAGCCUUAACUCUGUAAAUGACGCUUUAGUUCUGUAUUCUGCUUGGGGUAUGGGGUGUGUGUGUGUGUGUGUUGGGGGAUUUCAUUGUUAAAAAGCCAUAAAGCAGGAUACUGGACUUGUCGAGGUAUGAUGGGCUUCAGGGCCAAGCCCCAAAUGAAUACUGCUUCACAUGCUUCUUACUGCAGGCCCUCCGUGGAGGGGGAGAUCUGGGCAUGGGGUAGGGUGGUCUCAAACUCGUGUGCCAGAUGCCUCCUAGCUCUGUAGGUGGCCGCUAGGUAUGUUUUGAAAACACUUUAGCUACUGUAGUUCUUUAAAAAUUCCUCUUUUGUAGUUACGUUCUUGUGGGAUGUUUGGGUUGAAAAAGGACGGCUGACGUUAACGGCAGGCAGGGUCCGCGGCGCGGGUGCUCGGUCUUGACCGGCGUCGGUCGGACGUGCCGCGUCCCCCCGCUGCCAAACGCCGUCUCCGGGACGCCUCUUCUCGGAUAGCGCGGUGUGCCGGGGCUCUGCCAGGGUCCCGAGCGUCGCUCCCCGCGGCCGAGCAGAGGGGCCCGGUGCCGCUAGCGCGUCCCUGAGACAGGUAUUCUGCUUUCGCUGUUUAAUCUGUUAGGAAAGAAAAACCUCUUUUACUUGCUUCUGUUCAACUAAGAUCUUAAAGUGAUGCCUAACCACUCACAUCUAGGACACACAAAGGGGAGGAAAGAAUUUGUUUGUACGUAUUUAUUUUUUAUUUUUUAGUGCUGGAAAAUAUCUCAACGUACGUGGAGCAGACUGCCUGUGACGAGCAGGUUAAUGGCUCUCAAGUUCUAGUAAAUGUUGAUCAGAAAUCUUGUAAGAGGCUGAGUAUUUUUUUCGAAUAAACUUGUUUUUUUAUAAUUCA
Molecule: messenger RNA, 3874 nt
Organism: Rhea pennata
Lineage: Eukaryota; Metazoa; Chordata; Aves; Rheiformes; Rheidae
Gene: SLC16A1
Product: solute carrier family 16 member 1
Exons: 5
Coding region: 1199-2707 (502 amino acids)
Biological process (GO): transmembrane transport; monocarboxylic acid transport
Cellular component (GO): plasma membrane
Molecular function (GO): monocarboxylic acid transmembrane transporter activity
Source: RefSeq, a predicted model, not a curated record